Molecule: messenger RNA, 2098 nt
Organism: Ictalurus furcatus (blue catfish)
Lineage: Eukaryota; Metazoa; Chordata; Actinopteri; Siluriformes; Ictaluridae
Gene: tacr3a
Product: tachykinin receptor 3a
Exons: 5
Coding region: 816-2006 (396 amino acids)
Biological process (GO): positive regulation of flagellated sperm motility; G protein-coupled receptor signaling pathway
Cellular component (GO): sperm midpiece; plasma membrane
Molecular function (GO): tachykinin receptor activity
Source: RefSeq, a predicted model, not a curated record
GUAUUGUUGAGUGGGUGGAGCUAGUGGAAGAAUCUCUCAGAAUGUUCUUGGUGAAAUGACUGUUCGCUUCAUUGUGCAUCAUACAUUUGUAAAUAAUAAUAAUGAUAAUGGCAGUGAUUUCUGUGACGUCAUUCUUCAUUUAGAAGCUCUUUAUUUAUUAUUUAUUAGUGUAGUGAAGUGCGCAGCCUCAUUUCCCGAAUUCCUUCAUGCAUGCUCAUCCAUGGAGAAUCUUUUUUUCCAUCUCCACUCUGUGUGCUGUAAUGAAGUGAUUAUCUAAUCCUAAUGUCGGAUCGAUUGAAGCCCAUCUGAACUUGUUCCUGUGUCAGCGGCCGCGUUUCAAUCAAUCAGGCGGGUUUUUCAUUCCUGCGGUUGCGCAAACGCGUCACACACACACACACACACACACACACACACACACACGCGCGCAGAGAGAGAGAGAGAGAGAGAGAGAGUGUGUGUGUGUGUGUGUGUGAGAGAGAGAGAGAGAGAAAGAGAGAGAGAGUGUGUGUGUGUGUGUGAGAGAGAGAGAGACUCACAGCCUCGGGCAACUCACGAAUUAAUCCUGUGUCCUUCCCUUCAGCACAUCACACCUCCUCCUCCUCCACUUCUCCUCCUCCACCUCUCCUCCUCCACUUCUCCAGGUUCCUCACAUCUCACCAGUUCGGGAUUUUUGUGCCCGAUGCGCGGAGCCGGUGCGCGUCCCCGCGUCUCCGCGCUCUCCAAACACACCACCGGAGCGCUUUUCUGUGCGUUAUAUCAAGUUUUUAAACUUCCUCUCAUUCUUUCAGCUUUUCUUCUUUUGUUUCCUCCUGGAAAUGGUUUCCUCACAGAACGCUUCCAAUGUGACCGGGAAUUGGACGAAUCAGUUCGCGCAGCCGCCGUGGCGCGUGGCUCUGUGGUCGGUGGCGUACAGCUCCAUCCUGGCGGUGGCCGUGUUCGGGAACCUGGUGGUCAUGUGGAUCAUCGUGGCGCACCGCAGGAUGCGCACCGUCACCAACUACUUCCUGCUGAACCUCGCCUUCUCCGACGCCUCCAUGGCCGCGUUCAACACGCUCAUUAACUUCAUCUACGCCGUGCACGGGGACUGGUACUUCGGCGAGGCGUACUGCAAGUUCCACAACUUUUUCCCGGUUACCUCCGUGUUCGCCAGCAUCUACUCCAUGACCGCCAUCGCUGUGGACAGGUAUAUGGCCAUAAUUCACCCUCUGAAGCCUCAUCUCUCAGCCACGGCCACUAAAGUGGUGAUCGUGUGCAUCUGGGUGUUGGCUGUGGUGCUGGCGUUCCCGCUCUGCUUCUUCUCCACCGUCAAGAAAUUACCCAUGAGGACUGUGUGCUACGUGCCGUGGCCUCAACCUGAAAAAGACUCCUUCAUGUACCAUAUCAUCGUGAUGUUUCUGGUCUACAUGCUGCCUCUAGUGGUGAUGGGAAUCACAUACACCAUCAUCGGCAUGACGCUGUGGGGAGGAGCGAUCCCCGGAGACUCGUCAGACAAUUAUCACGGGCAACUACGCGCCAAGAGGAAGGUGGUGAAGAUGAUGAUCAUCGUCGUCGUGACCUUCGCCAUCUGCUGGCUGCCGUAUCACAUCUACUUCCUGAUCACGGGCCUGAACAAGGACCUGGCCAAGAACAAGUCCAUCCAGCAGGUCUACCUGUCAGUCAUGUGGCUGGCCAUGAGCUCCACCAUGUACAACCCCAUCAUCUACUGCUGCCUCAACAGCAGGUUCCGAGCGGGUUUUAAGCGAGCGUUACGCUGGUGUCCGUUUGUCCGCUUGUCCAGUUACGAUGAUCUGGACCUGAGGGCCACGCGCAUGCAGGCGACCCGCCAGAGCAGCAUGUGCAUGCUGUCACGUGUGGAAACCACCAUGACGGUCAUGAGCGACUCCACAGAGGGCUCCACCAAAUGCAAGAGCCUCAUCAACCACCAGCACAACCACAACGGCUGCUCUCACUCCACCAAGAGAGCCACGACGUACACACCCAGCAACCCUCACGACGACUUCUGCUGACCACGAAGUUCAUUCGUAAGCAUUAGCUUCAUCAGAUUCGGCCUUAUCGUCGCUAAGCUUAAACAUCAAGACUGAAAGAUAUUCAUGGAAUC